Messenger RNA from Melampsora larici-populina 98AG31, 465 nucleotides. RefSeq lists its product as uncharacterized. Lineage: Eukaryota; Fungi; Basidiomycota; Pucciniomycetes; Pucciniales; Melampsoraceae. The coding region runs from base 1 to 465 and encodes 154 amino acids. The transcript has a single exon. The record is from RefSeq and is a predicted model, not a curated record.
AUGAGUUUAGGAGCCUUUGCAGCAACGAUGGUAAUCUUUUUACAAUUAACAUCAGAAUUAAUGAAAAGUCAAACUUCAAGAUUAUUACCAAUCAAAGGAGAAAUUUUAAUUGAAACUUAUUUACCUUUAAUUGGAUCGAUUUUAAUCAUAAUCUCAUCUAUAUUUUUCUUUAAUAAAUUUUUAGAAGGUUUACGUGAUUAUAGAAGAUCAGAUCAAGAUGAAUUUCUUUCAGGUCAUAAUCGUACUUAUUGGUCACAAUUCUUAAGACGUAAAUCUGGUAGUCAUAAAGGAAAAGAAGAGAUUGAAGAUAAAGGUAAAGAAGAAAUUAAAGAUAAAGGAAAAGGAAAAGUUGAAGAAGAAGUUCAAUCUGAAUCAGGUCAAAGUAAUUUACCACCACCACCUCCUCUGCAAGAUGAUCCAACACCAAAAAAGAAAAAGAGAAAGAGUGUUUCAAAAGCAUCUUGA